This is a messenger RNA of Chinchilla lanigera (long-tailed chinchilla), 1482 nucleotides long. It is a transcript of the gene Wars2, whose product is annotated as tryptophanyl tRNA synthetase 2, mitochondrial. Gene Ontology annotation, molecular function: ATP binding; tryptophan-tRNA ligase activity. Gene Ontology annotation, biological process: mitochondrial tryptophanyl-tRNA aminoacylation. Gene Ontology annotation, cellular component: mitochondrial matrix; mitochondrion. The record is from RefSeq and is a predicted model, not a curated record. NCBI's taxonomy places the organism in Eukaryota, Metazoa, Chordata, Mammalia, Rodentia, Chinchillidae. Bases 176 to 1228 code for a protein of 350 amino acids. The transcript is spliced from 7 exons.
AAGCGCGGGGGUGCAAGAGCGUCAUCCGGGCACUUCACAAAGGACCCGAAGUUGCUCCCACUACCCAGAGCACCGAGAUGUCUGUCUCUUAAGAUCCACUGGAACGUGGAAACGUUGCAAAGAUACGUGAUGACGUAAGGCUUCCUUUCUAUUAGGAGCACGCAGCUUCCUGACCAUGUGGUCGCGAGCGCGGCUGUUGCUGGGCAACGUGGGAAGCCAACCUUGGUGUAAAAUUAAAGACAGCAUGAAGCGAGUAUUUUCUGGCAUUCAACCUACAGGAAUCCUUCACCUGGGAAAUUACUUCGGAGCCAUUGAGAGCUGGGUGAAGUUACAGGAUGAGUAUGACACGGUGCUUUACAGUGUUGUUGACCUCCACUCCCUCACUGUGCCCCAGGACCCUGCCGUUCUUCAGCAGAGCAUCCUGGACAUGACUGCUGCUCUCCUUGCCUGUGGCAUAAACCCAGAGAAAAGCAUCCUUUUUCAACAGUCUCAGGUGUCUGAACACACACAAUUAAGUUGGAUCCUUACCUGCAUGGUCAGACUGACUCGAUUACAACAUUUACACCAGUGGAAGGUGAAGGCUGCCCAGCAGAAACACGAUGGGAUGAUGGGUCUGCUCACAUACCCAGUACUCCAGGCAGCCGACAUUCUAUCCUACAAGUCCACACACGUUCCUGUUGGAGAAGAUCAAGUCCAGCACAUGGAACUAGUUCAAGAUCUUGCACAAGGUUUCAACAAGAAGUAUGGGCAGUUCUUUCCAGUGCCUCAGUCCAUUCUAACACCUAUGAAGAAGGUGAAAUCCCUCCGUGAUCCUUCUGCCAAAAUGUCAAAAUCAGACCCGGACAAACUGGCCACUGUCUGGAUAACAGACAGCCCAGAGGACAUAGUGAGCAAAUUCCGCAAGGCUGUAACAGACUUCACCUCUGAGGUCACCUAUGACCCUGCUAGACGAGGGGGCGUCUCCAACCUGGUGGCAAUCCAUGCUGCAGUAACAGGACUCACAGUGGAGGAAGUGGUCCACCGCAGCGUGGGCAUGGACACUGCCCACUACAAGCGGGUGGUAGCAGAUGCUGUGAUUGAGAAAUUUGCUCCAAUUAAGAGUGAAAUUGAAAAACUGAAGAUGGACAAGGACUAUUUAGAGAAAGUUUUACACACUGGAUCAGUAAAAGCCAAAGAAUUAGCAUAUCCUGUGAUCCAAGAGGUGAAGAAAUUGGUGGGGAUUCUAUAGGAAGCUAAUCACAAAAGGAUCUGUAUUUUGCAGUCUGGACACAGUAAUAAAGGUAACUUUCUCCAGUUUCUGCACACACACACGCGCGCGCGCACACACACACACACACACACAGAGUUUGAGGAUGUUUAAUCAUUUAAUUUUCUAGCUGAUUAUUGGCUUCAUUUGAUGAAUGAGGCUUUAUAGUGUUCAAAUAAUGUUCCUAAUCUCAUCAAUGAAAUAUGAUCAGAAAAUAAAAAAUACUGAAGAAGGCA